Dentiscutata erythropus is the source of this 223-nucleotide messenger RNA. The record is from the annotation of a GenBank genome assembly. NCBI's taxonomy places the organism in Eukaryota, Fungi, Glomeromycota, Glomeromycetes, Diversisporales, Gigasporaceae.
AUGCCUACUCAUGAAAACCUUGAGAAAUGGAGUCCAUCACAAGUAAUCAGUUUAUUAAAGUCAAAAAAAGACGAGUUGUUUCUUAUAGACGAAGAUUUCCAAAUAAUUGAAGAACACAGAAUAUCCGGCCAAGAAUUUUUCGAAUUAACUAAAGAAGAACUUAGAGACUAUGGAUUAAAAGGGGGGCCGGCAACAAGAAUCACAAAAUUUUUUGAGGAAUUGA